Colletotrichum truncatum is the source of this 546-nucleotide messenger RNA. RefSeq lists its product as uncharacterized. Lineage: Eukaryota; Fungi; Ascomycota; Sordariomycetes; Glomerellales; Glomerellaceae. The record is from RefSeq and is a predicted model, not a curated record.
AUGCAGUCCCCAAACCUUUUUCGUAGCCUCUGCGCCCUCUUCGUCGUCUUGAUCGGCGCUCAUCUAGUAUCCACCUCCCCUGUGGCCAUUAGCAGCCCGCAGGCCGCCACCGCCGACAACUCCGUCAUCACGCCUCGGGCCGGAGGCGGUUGGUGCUGGCCCUUCUGCAACCCCUUCAACCGCGGCCUGCCUAACACCCCGACCCGCUACGACUUCCGCCCCCCCGCCUCAACGGCCCGCGCGCUCUACCUCGACACCCCGGACACCCAGGUCACUCUCCGGGUCGAGACCCAGACUACGGGCGCUGUAGUGGUGCUUGCGUCGAUCGGCACACACUACAGGCUGCCAGCGCACGCUGAGAUCAACGUUCGCCUGUUGAUCCGUAACUCGCACUUCGAUUUCAACCACUCCAACCUCCAAAUAGGUAGCGAGACGGCCGUUGUGAGAAUCUCACCCGAGCAGGCGGCGAGUUUCAGGACAGGGGACGGUGGCUCUGACGGGUCAUUUAAAAUCACGCUUCUGUAUAAGCUAGGCCAGGACCUGUAA